Molecule: messenger RNA, 2362 nt
Organism: Drosophila albomicans
Lineage: Eukaryota; Metazoa; Arthropoda; Insecta; Diptera; Drosophilidae
Product: ceramide synthase 5
Exons: 6
Coding region: 537-1769 (410 amino acids)
Biological process (GO): ceramide biosynthetic process
Cellular component (GO): membrane
Molecular function (GO): sphingosine N-acyltransferase activity; DNA binding
Source: RefSeq, a predicted model, not a curated record
AUAAAAAAGCGGUUCGUGUGUGCGGCGCGCUCGCUUGUUAAAUAGUUAUAAACACAGCUACUACCUACUACUAUACUAUAUUAAAAUAAAUAAAAUUAAUUUUUUUUGUUGUUUAUCGUUCGCUUUCAACGCGCUACGUUUUAAUACAAAAUCGGCUUACGCUCAAAUCUGAAGUGUAUUCCCAUUACUGCUUCCAAAUAAUUCUAUCCUGUGGCGGCCUCUGGUGUUUGUAAUAAAUAUAUAUUUUUUUCGGCGCGUUUAUAGUGCGUAGGUGUGUGUGUGUGUUUCUCGCAACUCGUGUUGUGCCUGAGUGUGUGUGUGUGUGUUUUUUUUUUUUGUUCUGUCGUUUUGCUCCAGAAUUCCAUGAAACGACAAAAAUAUGCAAAACAUUAACUAAAAAAAUUCACAAUAGGAGAAAGCACAACCAAUUGUUACAAAAAACAAAAUUAUAACAGCCAGUCUAAACCAAAAAAACAAAAAAAAAUACCAAAUAGAGAACAGGCUGUCAUCAUAAUAUAAAAGAAACUCCGCGCAGCAUGGACAUAAUCAAUAAAUUCAGCGGUGCAUUUUGGAGCACGCACAUUUGGCUGCCGCCAAAUACGACAUGGGCAGAUAUUGCGCCCGGUUCGCGUCCCGAUGUCGUUCAUGCCGACUAUCGGCAUUUAAUUUGGCCAAUUCCGCUGGCCGCCGUCGUUAUGCUUGUGCGUUACACAUUGGAGCGCUUUUGGAUAUCGCCAGUGGGUAAAUCGCUGGGCAUACGUAGCUCUAGACCUAAGAAAGCGGCAAAUGUUCCUGCAUUAGAGUCGGCAUAUGCCAAGUCAACCCGCUUGGAUCACAAAUGUCUGGCUCCGCUGGCGAAGCAGGCGGACAUGAGCGAACGUCAAAUUGAACGCUGGUGGCGUCUGCGUCGUGCUCAGGAUAAACCAUCGACUCUGGUCAAGUUCUGUGAGAACACAUGGCGAUGCAUCUACUAUCUGUAUAGCUUCAUCUUUGGCGUCAUUGUGCUGUGGGACAAGCCCUGGUUCUGGGAUGUCAAGAGCUGUUGGUAUGGCUAUCCUCAUCAGUCGGUGAGCAACGACAUCUGGUGGUAUUAUAUGAUAUCGAUGUCCUUCUACUGGUCGCUAACUGCCACGCAGUUCUUCGAUGUGAAGCGCAAGGACUUCUGGCAGAUGUUCAUCCAUCACAUGGUCACACUCUUGUUGAUGUCCCUCAGCUGGGUGUGCAAUCUGCAUCGCGUUGGCUCCCUCGUUCUCGUCGUCCACGAUUGUGCCGACAUCUUCCUGGAGGCGGCCAAACUAACCAAAUAUGCCAACUAUCAGAAGGUCUGCGAUGCCAUCUUCGCCAUCUUCACCGUCGUCUGGAUCGUCACUCGCCUGGGCUUCUAUCCGCGCAUCAUCUACAGCUCAUCUGUUGAGGCACCACGAAUUCUGCCCAUGUUCCCAGCCUACUACAUUUUCAACACGCUGCUCUUGAUGCUGCUCGUCCUGCACGUCAUCUGGACCUAUAUGAUUCUCAAGAUUGUGGUCGACUCAUUGCAAAAGGGACUGAUGUCCGGCGACAUUCGGUCGAGCGAUAGCGAGGAUGUCACAGAUAGCUCAGAGAAUGUGCGCGUUGCCAACGGAGGCUCAACGCGUUCCAAGUCAAAGGCGGCAGCCGCAGCUGCUGCAGCUGCAGCGGCAGCUGGAGGAGCCGCAGGAUCGGGAGGCGUCACUCAGAGGAAGGUGAACAACCACAACACAGCUGAGGGAACGGCGGCGACGGCAAAGUAAGAAACUUUUAACGAGGAGGAGUCCAGCAGAAGGAGGAGGAGAAGAGAAGCAGGAGGAGCAGGACUAACAGACAAACCGAGACCAGUAAAAAAAAAAACAAGCAUAAAACACAAGGAAACGGAUUAACACCAACACCAACAACAACAACAGCUAAAGAAGAAACAACAAACAAACAAAAUGAAAACGAAAAACAAAACAAACAAAAACCAAACCAGUUGAGAACGUUUUUUUAUGUUAAUUAUUAUUUUUUAUAUAUUAUAAAAAAAAAGUAUAUAGUAUAUUUUUUUUUAUGAAAAAAAAAAACCAACUAAAUUUGAAUAAAUGCGAGCAAAUAAAACGCAAUUAGCAUUUCAAAUUAUUUAUUAAAACCAAAAAAAAAAAACAAACAAACAAAAAACGAGAAAAAAAUGAAAAAACAAAAAUAACAAAUACAAAAUGAAAAGCUAGGAGUUAAAUUAAUCAAAUUAGUUCGAGGCAAAAGGGCAACAACAACAACAACAACGGAAAAAACACCAAUUCUACAAUACGAAUUAUUGAAUUAAACUCUUAAAUCGCUUAGUCAACUACUAUAAACAAAAAAAAACAAAACAAAA